AAAAAAUCUUUGUAUGGAUAAGACGCUCACUCCGACGUCUUUCGUCGCGGGGCCAUCAAGCUGAAGCAGAGAAAUCGCCAAUGGGGUCUUUAGGGUUUCAGAUACCUACGAUAGCUUCAGCGAAACCAAUUUCGAUAGACACAAAGCCCAUUUCGUCGAUGGGUUGCUUCUUCACCAUUGUCGCUCCGACUUUUUCCAUCGUCUCCAUGGUUGCUUCUCCAAGAACCGGGAAAAGGGCGGGAAAUUUGGGGAUCAGGUGUUCAGCUACACUCAGUGUAGAAACUUCAGAGUCCAUUGGUGAUGUCGGGUCCUCUUCAACUUAUAAGAAGGUUCUUGUUCCGGUUGGGUAUGGUACGGAGGAAAUGGAAGCUGUUGUGUUGGUUGAUGUUCUGCGGCGCGCUGGUGCAGAGGUCACCGUGGCUUCGGUGGAGCCACAACUCGAGGUUGAAGCUUCAUCAGGCACCAGAUUGGUUGCUGAUGUAUCCAUCUCGAAAUGUACAGACAAAGUUUUUGAUCUAGUGGUGUUGCCGGGAGGCAUGCCUGGCUCUGUUAGGUUAAGAGACUCUGAAAUUCUGCAGCGGAUCAUGAAGAAACAAGCUGCAGAGAAGAGAUUAUAUGGAGCUAUUUCCACUGCUCCUGCUGUUACCCUUCUUCCAUGGGGGCUCUUGACGAGAAGGAAGACAACAUGCCACCCUGCUUUUUUCGGAAAUCUUCCAACUUUCUGGGCUGUUAAGACAAACACUCAAGUUUCCGGGGAGCUUACAACGAGCCGUGGGCCUGGGACUUCUUUCCAGUUUGCUCUUUCCCUGGCCGAGCAACUGCUCGGGGAAUCUGCUGCCAAGAGAGUGGGAGAAUAUCUGCUCCUGUCCCAUGCUCAUGAGAAUCCCAAGAAGGAAGAAUUCUGUAGCACUGACUGGUCUCUCAACCACAUUCCUCGUGUUCUUGUUCCUGUAGCCAAUGGAUCCGAAGAAAUUGAAGUGGUCACGAUUGCAGAUAUUUUACGGAGAGCAAAGAUAGAUGUCACGGUUGCUUCAGUCGAAAGAUCUCAUCGAAUCACCGCAUCCCAAGGCACUAAAAUUAUCGCAGACAAACUGAUCGAUGAUGCGGCUGAACUGUCAUACGAUCUGAUCAUUCUUCCGGGUGGACAUGUUGGGGCAGAACACCUGCAGAAAUCCAAGAUUCUGAAGAAACUUCUCAAGGAACAGCAGAAAAGCGGUAGAAUAUAUGGAGCGGUCAAUUCUUCAUCCACCGUUUUGCAUAAACACGGUUUACUGAAGGAGAAGAGAACAGCUUCAUACCCUUCUGACGCAGACGGGCAUACAAAUCAAAUCAUAGAAGGGGCUGAAGUUGUAAUAGACGGUAAGGUGAUUACGAGUCCGGGACUUUCCACGGUUGCAAAUUUCGCCCUGGCUAUUGUAAGCAAGCUGUUUGGGCACGGGAGAGCGAGAAGUGUUGCAGAAGGGCUUGUUCACGAGUACCCAAGGCAAUGGGCAACAUCUCAGACCAAAUGAAGAGACAUUCUCGAGGAUGACUUGAUCCAUGUCGGAGAUCAGACAUCUCGGGUUUCGAGACUUGUCUCGGUCACGGUAUAACAGAUACCCGGUAACGCAGACCCAGCCCUGCAUUUGAAAGAUUUAGGGACGAAUUCGAUCUCCAAGCAAGUUAUUAUAGCUAAGUUCCAACAGAUUACAGAGUAGACAACCAACACAUAUGUCAGAUGGAUUUGUCACAGUUGCUUUGCUUCACUCCCAAUGUUUUGUACUGUGAAAUCACAACCCCAUGAUUUGGGCUUUUGUCAUAACUCCUAAAUCAAAAGAGAGUUGGCUGUC
Tarenaya hassleriana is the source of this 1829-nucleotide messenger RNA. RefSeq names its product protein DJ-1 homolog C. Gene Ontology annotation, biological process: guanine deglycation, glyoxal removal; protein deglycation, glyoxal removal. Gene Ontology annotation, molecular function: protein deglycase activity. The record is from RefSeq and is a predicted model, not a curated record. Bases 81 to 1511 code for a protein of 476 amino acids. Gene Ontology annotation, cellular component: nucleus; cytosol. The transcript has 9 exons. Lineage: Eukaryota; Viridiplantae; Streptophyta; Magnoliopsida; Brassicales; Cleomaceae.